Molecule: messenger RNA, 1734 nt
Organism: Recurvomyces mirabilis
Lineage: Eukaryota; Fungi; Ascomycota; Dothideomycetes; Mycosphaerellales; Teratosphaeriaceae
Exons: 2
Coding region: 1-1734 (577 amino acids)
Molecular function (GO): feruloyl esterase activity
Source: RefSeq, a predicted model, not a curated record
AUGGCAAGACUUCGUGGCUUCCGUAGCCUUGCUCAGGCCAUCACACUGGGUUUCCUUGUCCGUGCUACAAUAGCCCAAUCUUGCACCGGCACUGCAAGCUCUGGACUUCCUGCUACCUGCGGAGCGUCACAGAGCGGUAACAUCGGCACCUAUACGGAUGCCUGCGGCAGCAACUAUACGAUCUUCUGUUCUUCCGACUCGCAACCAGGCCCCGUCGGGACUGCCACGGCUUUGACUAUACAAGCAUGUAUGCAAGCUUGUGAUGGUUAUUCUGGAUGCGUUGCGGCUGUUUUGCAAGGCAGUACGUGCUCCUUCAAGACCCAGCUCACGACCAUAUCCACCGCUGCCAAUUCGAUCGUGCUGGUGAAAUAUGCUCCAAACCCUGCAUACCCGUCCCCAGUACCAGCAGCAAGUUAUGUCAACGCUUCGACAGGCUGCGGAUCAGCAUUGCCUGCAGGACUAUCUCCAUACGGACAGAGCGUGCGAUAUAGUAUUAUCAGCCCCGCGGACGGCCUCAACCGCACCUACCUCGUCAAGAUACCCCAGUACUACUCCGCAAAUGCUGCGUCGCCUCUCAUCCUGGCAUUUCCCGGGCAUGGCUCGAGUGCCGCUGCUAUUGAACAAUUGACGGGUCUGAGCGGCAGCUCCUACAAUUCUUACGGCAUUGUGGUAUACGUCGAUCCCUACGGACCACCUGGAGGCUUCGAGUCAGAUCCUGACUACGCUCCUGGGGGCAUCGAAAGCUCUGUUAACGACAUAAGCUUCGUAAAGAAUCUUAUUGCGAACAUGACUGCCUCGUUCUGUAUUGAUACUGGAGCUAUCAUGGCUACUGGCCAUGACAAUGGUGGCGGUCUGGUUAAUGUGCUUGCUUGCGACCCGGUCACAAGUAUUAGCAUAGCAGUCUUUGCGCCCAACUCUGCCGCUGUGUACAGUGGCAUCCUGAGCAGCACCAAUCCCAACGUCUUCACCAUGAGGCCCUUAGGAACACCCGUGCAGGGAAAUUGUACACCGGGCCGCAACAAUGUUCCUAUAAUCGAGUUCCACGGCACAAACGAUAACAGCAUCCCCUACUUGGGGUCGAUCACACAAGCCUCGUAUGCUCUACCAGCUAUUCCGCAUUGGGUCCAAGCUUGGUCGGUACGACAGGGCUACGGCAAUGCGAGUAUUUCCACCAACAUAGCAACUACUGUACAAGGGGACUCAGUCACGAUGUUCCAGUUCGGCGGCAACUCCGGCGCUUUGGGAAUUGUAACUCACUAUCAGCUAGGUAACUGGACCCAUAAUUGGCCCAAUCCUGGAAUCGACAACACAGCACCUAUCAACGCCGGUCUGCUUGCGAUGAACUACAUGUACACGUUCACCAACUACACCCGUACGCCGGUUUUCAAUCCUCCGAAUAGCACAGUAGGUGUGCUGCCGACCGCCUCACCAACGUCGAGUACUACAUCGAGUAGUAGUACUUCGAGCAGUAGUACGUCGAGCAGUAGUACGUCGAGCAGUAGUACCUCGAGUAGUAGUAUAUCGACAUCAGUUUCCACUUCUUCGGGCUCAUCUGCAACAUCCGGCACAGGCUCUAGCCUCAGCACGAGCAACGUAAUCCACUACCGUGACCACGAGUGUGACCGUCACUACAUCUCUAAGCAGUACUUUCACCAGCCAGACUGGGACACCCACAACGAUUAUUACUACGACAACUAUAGCAACUUCUUCAGCCCCUACGACCGUUACGACUAG